Zingiber officinale is the source of this 1530-nucleotide messenger RNA. Its product is annotated as transmembrane protein 184C-like. The record is from RefSeq and is a predicted model, not a curated record. Gene Ontology annotation, biological process: transport. The transcript has 6 exons. The coding region runs from base 393 to 1283 and encodes 296 amino acids. Lineage: Eukaryota; Viridiplantae; Streptophyta; Magnoliopsida; Zingiberales; Zingiberaceae. Gene Ontology annotation, molecular function: transporter activity.
CUCCCCUUCUUCUUCCUCCCCGCUCGUAGUCUGGCUCCUCGAGUUCCGCAAUCGCUUGCCGUGAUUCGGGCACCAUCUGGUGUGCUACGCGAAUCGCGAUCGUGUUUUCGUUUUGAUCGUUUUAACAGUUGAUCAAGCGUUUCGAAAGAUCCGUCUCGAUCUUCUUCUAUAGUUGACUAAGAGUUUCAAAAGAUCCAGUUUGGGGUUCGAAUCGGUGGUUGUGCUUGUUUCGAAUAAUAAACCUAGGACAGUUCUCCCCAAAGCCCUAGUUUCAUUGUUGGAGAAACAAAGAGGAAGGAACUCGAAGAGGAAGGGAGAGAGUAGUCUAAAGCUCCCAUCGGGACCAAAAGGCAGAGAUCUUUCCAAAUUUGAGUCACUGCAUUCGCCGUACAAUGUUUCCACAGUUUGAUUUGGCGACGAUGGAUCGAGGAACCCUCACAUUGCUAGGGGCAGCAUGCUGUGUGAUGCUCACCAUGCAUUUUACUGUACAAUUGUUAUCUCAGCAUCUAUUUUACUGGAAAAACCCAAAGGAACAAAAGGCUAUUAUCAUCAUCAUUCUUAUGGCUCCUUUGUAUGCUAUCGACUCCUUUGUCGGUCUGUUAGAUGUUCAGGGAAGUAAGGCUUUCUUCACUUUUUUGGACUCUGUUAAAGAAUGCUACGAAGCUUUGGUGAUUGCUAAGUUCAUGGCCUUGAUGUAUAGUUAUUUGAACAUUUCUCUUAGUAAGAACAUAGUUCCGGAUGAAAUUAAAGGGCGGGAGAUUCAUCAUUCAUUCCCUGUAUCUCUUUUUAUGCCUCAUACCGUUCGUUUAGAGCAUAGUACAUUGACGCUUCUCAAGUACUGGACAUGGCAGUUUGUUGUAAUUCGGCCGGUCUUAUCCAUCCUAAUGAUUGUACUUCAACUUCUCGGAAUGUACACUACUUGGAUAAGCUGGAGCUUUACUAUUAUACUGAACAUUUCGGUUUCCAUGGCAUUGUAUGCUCUGGUGCUUUUCUACCAUGUGUUUGCUAAGGAGUUGGCACCACACAAUCCUCUGGCAAAGUUCAUGUGCAUCAAAGGAAUCGUCUUCUUUUGCUUCUGGCAGGGAGUUGUACUUGAAGUCUUAACUGCUGUAGGAGUGAUUCAAUCUAAUCAUUUCUGGCUGGAUGUAGAACAUAUCCAGGAAGCCAUACAAAAUGUUUUGGUCAUUCUCGAAAUGGUUUUCUUCUCGGUCGUCCAACAAUAUGCUUACAGUGUUGCUCCUUAUUCCGGCAAAGACACUGCAAAGGCCAAAAAGAACGAUUGAUCAGACGUGGAAAAUGUGAGCAUAAUCGAUUCCUGAUACUCUCUUAGUCUUAAUACAGAGCUCGUCAUCUUCAUAUCAUCACGACUCUCUUCGAGAUCUUUAGAGGGUAUGUGUUAUUUCCUAACUUGUUGAAUAAAAUCCAACUUUUUUUUCUAGUUCUAUGAGUUGUCUAAGUGUCCAACUAAAUGUAAUUCACUUUAAACUAUUUCUCUUCUGGACACGAGUAAUUUUGUUUCUGUUUUGCUAA